GCCACGUGUGAAGUCCCGCAGAGCGCGGGCCACCCGAGGGAAGGAGGCGCGCGGGACCUCACGGUCUCUGACUUCUCCCCUGCGCAGGAGGCGGCCGUCGGAGAGAAGCCGGAGGAGCGGGCUUUCCGAACUGUGCUCGGGACGGGUUGGACGCACAUCCCUCGGGAGGGACAAAGCUAUGGAGAGAUUGGGGCAGAUCAUCUCCUUAUGCAAUCUCAUCUACAAAAAGUGUGAAGAGAUGAAAUACUGCCAGAGACAGUGCCGGCGUCUAGGGGAGCGUGUCCUCAGCCUGCUCCCGGCUCUCGAGAUGCUCCAGAAGCAAGUAAAUGGGAACCUGCCCCCUGAGGAGGUAACCGCCGCCCUGGACCGGUUCCAGGCUGCCCUGGAGGAGGCUAAGAAGCAGAUAGAAAAGUUCAAAGAUAAGGCCAAAAUGUGGAAGUUUCUACUGUCGGGCCAAAACAAAAUACUCUUCAAGGAAGUGAACGAGAAGCUGAGUGAUGCCCGGGAGGCGCUCUCGCUGCUACUUCAGGCUGACCAGCGGAUGUCUGCUUUAAGCGUCAGCCGAAGAGCGUCCUGGCUACGAGAAGAUCAGGGGGACGCAGAGGAAGACUUGCGAGCUUUCCAAAUUCUGAGGAAAACUGAAACUAUAGAAGCUUCUUUGAGGCAGCUGGAAAGCACCAUGAAAGAAAUAAAGGAAACCUUGAGGCAGUACCUACCACCAAAACCCACGCAUAAGAUCCCUCCAGAAGAAGUCAAGGAGAUUAAGAAGGAGGAGCUUACAGGGUCCCCAUGGAUCCUGCUAAAGGAAGAUGAAUUCAGCACACUUUAUAAAGGAGAAUAUCACAGAUCUCAAGUAUCCAUAAAAGUAUUCAACAAACCCCAGGCCAAAAGCAUUGGGGCAGUGAGGGACACUUUCAGUAAUGAGAUCAAAACCAUGAAGAAAUUUGAUUCUCCCAACGUCCUGCGUAUAUUUGGGAUUUGCAUUGAUGAAACAGCGACUCCGCCUCAAUUCUCCAUCGUCAUGGAGUACUGUGAACUUGGGACCCUGAGGGAACUGUUGGAUAAAGAAAAGGAACUCACUUUCGGUGUGCGUGUCGUCCUAGUCCUGGGGGCCGCCAGGGGCUUGUACAGGCUACACCAUUCGGCAAAUCCUACACUCCAUAGAAAAAUCAGCAGCUCAAGCUUCCUUGUAACUGCAGGCUACGAAGUAAAGGUGAGUGCAUUUCAAGGGGCUCUUCAGGUCAGACCUGCAUCAGUUUCUUGGUUUUCUUUUAGCUUUGGAAUCGUCCUCUGGGAGAUCGCCACUGGCAAGAUCCCGUUUGAAGGCUGUGAUUCUAAGAUGAUCCGCCAGUUGGUGGUUGGGAAGCGGCAGCUGGAGCCACUGGGUGAAGAUUGCCUUGAAGAGCUGCAGAAGAUCAUCGAUGAGUGCCUGGCCUAUGAGCCCUCCGUGCGGCCCUCUGUGGAUGAAAUCUUAAAGAAACUGUCUGCCUUUACUAAGUAGCGUAUCAAAACCUGAACGAAAGAGUCCUUGGACAAGAAGCUGGGAGAGGCACACACAGGACAUCUCUCUCAUAUCCUUUGGCAUCAGGUUAUUUAUGGUCGCUGGGGGGCAGCACUUCUCGUUUACAAAUAGAAAGCAAUUUCUGUCCUACGGGACACAUCCUACUCCAAAUGUUAUUUUAAAAAAUACACUUCUGAUAGGAAUUUUGAUAGAUGGUUUGCCAAAAUGUAUCUCUGUGUCCAUACCUCUUGGCAAUGUAACUUUACAGCUCCUUACAUCAUGAAGUGGAGUUUAUUUCCCCACCAUUUGAAUCUGGGCUGGCAUUGUGACUUGAUUUGGUCAAUAGAAUGUGGAAGAAGCGAUGGUGUGCCAUUUCCAAACCCAGGCUUAAAGAGGCCUUAUAAAUGUCUGCUCUCUUUCUUGGAGCCCUACCCAGCCAUGAACAAGUUGGGCUAGAAUGCUGGAGGAUGAGAGACCACAUGGAACGAACAGAAAUAAGCUUUCCUAGCUGAGGUCACACUAGACCAGCCAGCCUGGCAGCUGACCUGGUUACAUGAGUGAUCCCAGUCAAGACCAGAAGAACCACCCAGCUGAGCCAGCCGA
Propithecus coquereli (Coquerel's sifaka) is the source of this 2104-nucleotide messenger RNA. It is a transcript of the gene MLKL, whose product is annotated as mixed lineage kinase domain-like. Lineage: Eukaryota; Metazoa; Chordata; Mammalia; Primates; Indriidae. The coding region runs from base 179 to 1501 and encodes 440 amino acids. Gene Ontology annotation, biological process: cell surface receptor signaling pathway; protein phosphorylation. The record is from RefSeq and is a predicted model, not a curated record. Gene Ontology annotation, molecular function: ATP binding; protein kinase activity. The transcript has 10 exons.